AUGGCGGCGGCCACGAGACCAGAGGAAGACGGCCGCUGGGGAGAGAAUGCGGCAGGCGAAAUCUCAGUAAACGCCGCGCUGGAGGAGUAUCACGAUCUUGAGAAGGAGUUGAGCACGAUUCAACACCGCCACUCUACUGCAUAUCAACGGAAGCCUUCAGAACACCAUGGCGAUGUCGGAGGAGAGAGCGACUCGACAAUCGCACCCAGUCUAUCAGGCAAUGACACUUUCGACCUGCCCGACUUUCUCAGGAGGGGGAUCAUGGACAUGCGCACACCUAGCGGCGGACCGGCAAAGAGACUAGGUGUUUCUUUCAAGAAUUUGACAGUAAAGGGCAUCGAGUCAUCGACGAAGCAGGUCACGACGUUUCCCCGGGAUCUGGUCAACACUUUCGGACCGGACUUUUACCACUUCAUUACUGGCAUCUUCCCCAAGCUGAAGAUUCACAAAGAGCCAACUGUCGACCUCAUUAGAAAUAUGACAGGAACGGUGCGGCACGGGGAGAUUAUGCUGGUUCUCGGGCGACCGGGUUCCGGGUGUUCGACUUUUCUCAAAGCUAUCGCUAACCACAGGGACGAAUACGCCAAGGUUGAUGGGGAGGUACAUUAUGGCGUUAUUCCGGCCGAAGAUCAACUGCAGCGAUACCGAGGCGAGGUCGUCUACUGCGAAGAGGACGAUCGGCAUUUCCCCCCCCUUACAGUCUGGCAGACUCUAUGGUUCGCCUUGAAGACAAAGACUCGGAAAAGAGAGCAAUGGACGAUCCCGCUGAUUCUCGAUUCGCUUCUUCAAAUGUUUGGAAUUGAUCACACCAAGAACACGUUGGUCGGCGACGAACACAUUCGAGGUGUUUCUGGAGGAGAGCGAAAACGUGUGAGUCUGGCUGAGACGCUAGCCACACGAGCAUCUGUCGUUUGCUGGGACAACUCUACCCGAGGACUCGAUGCCAGCACAGCUCUCAGUUUUGCCAAGUCACUUCGCGUCUACACCGAUGUUAGCGGACGGACGACCCUCGUAACACUCUACCAAGCUGGGGAGUCAAUCUACGAGUUGAUGGACAAGGUUCUUGUCAUAGAUGACGGACGCAUGCUGUUCCAGGGACCCGGUGAUGAGGCGAAGAAGUACUUCGAGGACUUGGGAUACCUAUGCCCUCCUAGACAAACUACCGCCGACUUUCUCACUUCCAUCGCCGAUAAGAAUGCCCGCCACUUCCAGCCCGGGCGAGAAGAGACAACUCCCAAAACAUCUGAGGAGCUUGAACGGGCGUUCUUGGAGAGCGAACACUACCAACGCAUCCUCCAAGAUGUCGAGGAUUACGAACGAGGUAGCAGAUCAGCGAACAACGACAAGCAUCGCAUGUUCGCAGCUACCGUCAAGGAUGCCAAGAGCAAGACCGUUAUCGGUGACUCCAUCUACACCGUCUCGUUUUUCAAGCAAGUGGCUGCCUGUACCAAGCGCCAGGCAUGGCUUCUGUGGGGUGACCGGGGCUCAUUCUACACCAAGCUCGCCAUCAUCAUCGCCAACAGUCUCAUCGUUUCAUCCCUUUUCUACGGCUCCGGACAGGACACAUCUUCAGUCUUCGCGAGAGGCGGUGUGGCUUUCUUCUCCAUUGCCUUUAUCGGAUGGCUUCAGUUUGCAGAACUCGUCCCUGCGAUUGAUGGUAGAACAACGAUCGAGAGGCAGCGAGUGUUUGCCUUUUACAGGCCGUCUGCUGUGGUCAUUGCGAGAAUGCUGUUGGACUUCCCGCUGAUCCUCAUCAUGACGCUCUUGUUUUCCAUACCAGUCUACUUCUUGGCGCAAUUCGACGUGGACGCCUCCAAGUUCUGGAUCUACACACUCAUCGUGUACACAGCUACCUUUUGCCUAACGACCAUGUACCGGAUGUUCGCGUCACUGUCAUCCACUGUUGACGAUUCUAUCCGGUUUGUUGGAGUCGUCCUCAACAUCAUGUUCAUCAUGACGGGAUACGUAAUCCCCAAACCAAAUUUGCUCAGCGACGCAAUCUGGUUCGGCUGGAUCUACUACAUCAACCCCGUAGCCUACGGAUUCGAAGCCCUUCAAGCCAACGAGUUCUUUGGACGAGAAAUGCAAUGUAGCGAGUCUCAGCUUGUGCCGCGAGGACCCGGCUCGAGAGCGAACCUAUGGCGCAACUUUGGCAUUAUGAUCGCUUUCACCGUCUUCUUCCUCGCCAUGACUGUCCUGGCUGUCGACACUAUUCGCUUCAAGGGAUCUAGUGCCCAGUCCCUGAUCUUCGCGAAACCUCGGGAUAGGAAGACCGUGGACAACGAGAAGAACGGCCCUACAGAAGAGACUGAAGAGGCAUUUGAGCCCAUCGGCGACGGCCAAAGUGUUUUCACAUUCAAGAACAUCAACUACACGGUACCUUACGGCAGCGGUGAACGACAACUCUUGAACGGCGUCUGCGGAUACGCCAAGCCUGGGAAGAUGAUCGCGCUGAUGGGCAGCUCGGGCGCCGGCAAGACGACUCUUCUCAACACUAUCGCCCAGAGACAAAGGAUUGGUGUCGUUAUGGGAGAUAUGCUUGUGAAUGGAGCUAGUUUGGGGCCCGAGUUCCAGAGAGGUACUGGUUUCUGUGAACAGAGAGAUAUCCACGAAGGGACCGCCACGAUCAGAGAGGCAUUGGAGUUCUCUGCGCUACUUCGACAAGAACGCGCGAUUCCUCGUGAGGAGAAGAUUGCAUACGUGGAUCGAAUCAUUCACCUCCUGGAGCUGGGCGAUUUGCAGCAUGCCAUCAUAUCUUCCUUGACAGUGGAGCAGAGGAAGAGAGUCACGAUUGGGGUUGAACUGGCUGCUAAACCUAGUCUGCUUCUCUUCCUUGAUGAGCCCACGAGUGGUCUCGACAGCCAAUCUGCAUUCUCCAUCGUCCGAUUCCUCCGAAAGCUAUGCAACGCCGGCCAAGCCAUCAUCUGCACAAUCCACCAGCCCUCCUCCGACCUCAUCGAGCAAUUCGACAUGAUCUUGGCCCUCAACCGAGGCGGAAACACAUUCUACUUCGGACCAGUCGGCACCAACGGGUCCGUCGUCAUCGACUAUUUCACACAGCGGGGCUUCCAUUGCCCCCCGAGCCGCAACGUUGCCGAGUUCAUCCUCGAGACGGCAUCGCAACCGUCAGUCCAGGACGGCAAGCGCAUCGACUGGAACGAGGAGUGGCGCAACUCGGAGGAGCACAAAGCAAUUGUAGCGGAAAUUGAUCAAAUUACUGCCGAGAGACGAGCUCCGCCAGAGAGAUCGACGGCGCAGACGGAGUUUGCGGCCUCGACUGCUUACCAGUGCCUCCUUCUCACGAAGAGGAUGUUUGUUCAGCAUUGGAGAGAGCCCCAGUACAUGUAUAGCAGAGUGUUUGUGCAUACGAUCAUGGGUAUCUUCAACGGAUUCACAUUUUGGAUGCUCGGGAACGACAUCGCAGGCAUGCAGAAUCGCAUGUUCAGCGCCAUUAUUCUCAUCUUCUUCGUACCUCCCACCGUUGUCAACAGCGUCGUGAUCAAGUUCUUCCAGAACCGAGAUCUGUGGGAAGACCGCGAACUGCCUAGUCGCACGUAUGGAUGGGUCGCAUUUUGCACAGCUAACGUCGUGUGCGAGAUCCCUAUGGCCAUUGUCUCUGCCACAAUCUACUGGCUGUUGUGGUACUUCCCCGUUGGCUUCCCCGCUACUUCAUCUGUCUCUGGCUACACCUACCUUAUGGUUCUUGUCUGGUCUCUAUUCCAAUCCAGCUGGGGCCAGUGGAUUUCCGCCUUCGGGCCAUCGUACUCCACGGUGUCAAACAUCCUACCCUUUUUCUUCGUCAUGAUCGCCAUCUUCAACGGCAUCCUGGUGCCUUAUGCGUCAAUGCCAUCGUUUUGGAAAUACUGGAUGUACUACAUCAACCCAACAACCUGGUUCAGCCGAGGCGUCCUCUCAGCCGUCCUUCCGCCGGCAGUCGUGCAGUGCAGCUCUGCAGAGCUCGCCAGGUUCAAUCCGCCUCCAGGCUCAACGUGUGGCCAAUACGCUGAUCGGUUCGUUAAUGAGGUCGCGAUGACGGGCUACCUAGAGGACCUUAACGCAACGUCCAAUUGCGGCUACUGUCCGUACAACAACGGCGGCGAGUACAUGCAGACGCUCAACGUCCACAACAGCGAUAAGUGGCCUGCUUUUGGCAUCUUGAUUGCCUUUGCCAUUGCUAAUUGGGCUCUGGUGUACUUCUUUGUUUACACUGUUAGAAUCCGGGGGUGGUCUUUUGGGAUAGCGACGGUGACGAAGUGGUGCUCAAAGAUUCUGAGCAAGGUCUUUGGGCGUGGCAAGCAGAGUAGCACCGAGAGUACCAAGGCGUGA
Colletotrichum fioriniae is the source of this 4326-nucleotide messenger RNA. NCBI's taxonomy places the organism in Eukaryota, Fungi, Ascomycota, Sordariomycetes, Glomerellales, Glomerellaceae. The record is from RefSeq and is a predicted model, not a curated record.